Molecule: messenger RNA, 957 nt
Organism: Lactuca sativa (garden lettuce)
Lineage: Eukaryota; Viridiplantae; Streptophyta; Magnoliopsida; Asterales; Asteraceae
Product: UPF0664 stress-induced protein C29B12.11c
Biological process (GO): positive regulation of DNA-templated transcription
Cellular component (GO): nucleus
Molecular function (GO): transcription coactivator activity; chromatin DNA binding
Source: RefSeq, a predicted model, not a curated record
AGAAAAGCGUGUAAAGUGGAAAACACGGAAUUAAUGCAUGAAUCAAGAUUCACAACGUAAAAGAAAUCUCUGGAACGUCGUGGAUUUCGGAGCAGAAUCUAUUGCUACAUACAAAAUCCUUUGUUCCUGAUAACACGAUUCGAAAAAUAUCUCAUUCAGAAAACCUUUACUACAUAUAUAUAAAAUCCCGUGUUCUUGAUAAUACGAUUCCAAAAACAUCUGAAUCGAAAAAACCCAAUCGCUUGAUUUGAAGGAGGUCGGCGGUCUGAAUUAUGGCCCUAAACCCACAACUGUAUGGCAACGGGAUGCCGGUAGCAUUCGUCAACGAGAUGUUCGUCUUAAUCAGAGACGGAAUUGAAUUUGAGAUCAACAAAAUCCACGGGGCUCGUGGAGGAACCAUUAAAACAAAGGGUAAACUCUUUCUGUCAAAUGUCCGCAUGGUUUUUGUUGCUGAUAAACCACCUACAGAUUUCUUCUAUGCUUUUGACAUGCCUCUGCUUUAUGUACAUGAUGAAAAGUUUAACCAACCAGUCUUUCACUGCAACAAUAUAUCUGGACUUGUAGAGCCUGUGGUGGCAUAUGAUCAAAACAGGGAAAUGUACCCUACUCACUCUUUCAAGAUUUUGUUUAAACAUGGAGGUUGUGGGACAUUUGUGCCCUUGUUUUUCACCUUGAUAAAAUCAGUGAGACAAUAUAAUCAACAAUUUCAAACUGGAAAUGAUCCUUUAAGAGCAGCUCAAACUCCAGUUGAUGAAAUGAUGCAUGCAGCAUAUGUUGAUCCUAGUGAUCCCACAAAGAUCUUUCUGCAGCAACCUGGUUCAGAAACACAUAAGCGGGACACAUACCAUUCUUAAUCUGAAUAAUUGAUGGUGUGUAUCUUUUUUAGUCUAAUCUAGGUUUGUAUUGAUACAUUUGAACUUAAAUUCUAGUAAAUAUUGUAUAAUUUUGGUUGCUUUA